Messenger RNA from Ostreobium quekettii, 654 nucleotides. The record is from the annotation of a GenBank genome assembly. NCBI's taxonomy places the organism in Eukaryota, Viridiplantae, Chlorophyta, Ulvophyceae, Bryopsidales, Ostreobiaceae.
AUGGCGCGGUUCGCCGCGGCGGUGUGCCUGGCUCUGGCCAUGCUUGCCCUCUGCAACGGCCAGAUUCCCAGUUUUACCGAGUGCGACGCCACGUUCAAUCGCAUUGGCGAGGACAGCCUGACGUCCACCUUGACGCCGUGCGCCGUGGGCGACACCCCCUCGGCGGAGUGCUGCAACGCCAUCGCCGGCCUCACCGACGUCGGCGGAGGCGGAGAGCUCGCCGGAUGCCUCUGCCAGCAGCAGGUCAUCGACGGGGUGGUUGGCGUGCUCGAGGGGAACGCCCUCGCGAUGGCUGUGGGAUUCGACGGGGCCAGGCUCAACAGCGUGCUCUCCCAGUGCGGCGCCGACGUCGUGGGCACCAGCAACUGCCAGCAGUCGACCACGCCGCCCGGCCCCGAGGAGACCCCCUCCUUCGAGGUGACCGAGACGCCCGCCCCCCCUGCCGAACCGAAGGAGCCAAUCCCAUCCGCCACGACGGAGUCGACCUUCGAGGUGACCACCACGCCGGCGCCCCCCGCACCGGAGAAGAAGGAGCCGGCGCCGCCAGUGCCCACGCCGUCCCUGCCAACGCCCCCCGGCAAGCUGCCGCCCAGGCCCAAGGCCACCGCCAAGGUCAGGAAGGUGGAGCCGUACGAGGAGCAGAUGUAUGGCUGA